Xenia sp. Carnegie-2017 is the source of this 2452-nucleotide messenger RNA. RefSeq names its product hyaluronidase-like. Gene Ontology annotation, molecular function: hyalurononglucosaminidase activity. Gene Ontology annotation, biological process: hyaluronan catabolic process; carbohydrate metabolic process. NCBI's taxonomy places the organism in Eukaryota, Metazoa, Cnidaria, Anthozoa, Malacalcyonacea, Xeniidae. The transcript has 6 exons. The coding region runs from base 131 to 1549 and encodes 472 amino acids. The record is from RefSeq and is a predicted model, not a curated record.
CACAGUGGACAAGUUUCUAGAAGAAAAGAAUAUAGAUUCAAUGUUCUAUGGAGACUAGAACGUACUUACUGAAGAACAAAGAAACAAAAUAAUUAAUGACAAACCAGCUGAUGGACCUAAAACUGGAAAAAUGUUAAAACUUACUACAUUUCAUUCAAGCGCGAACAAAAUAAAAAUCAAGAAACUUCGCGGUAAACAAACAUCUUUAAUAAUAAUGACCUGUUUUCUGGUUUGUGUCCAAACUCUAGAUAUAAACUCGGCCGUUUGCCGUUGCACAACCAAAUCAAAAUUCGGAAAGCCAUUUGUGGUACUAUGGAAUUCGCCGACAGAAGGAUGCCAUGUGAACUUCCGAGUGAAUAUUGAGCUCGAGAAAUAUGGUAUAUUAACAAACAGCAAUCAGACAUGGAAUGGUGAGGUGAUAACAGUUUUCUACAAUGGACAGUUAGGGUUGUACCCAUAUUAUCGCAAUGAUAACAAAAGUUCAAAGGUUAACGAUGGUUUACCGCAACUCACAAACAUCACACAGCAUCUUCAGAAAGCAUCGCAACAUAUCGUUGAUAAAAUUCCAGUGCCAAUGUACAGCGGCCUCGCGGUCAUCGACUGGGAAGGUUGGAGACCAAUAUGGGAGACAAACUUUGGAAAAAAACAUUUGUACGUUACGGAGUCGAUUGCCUUGGUGAAGAUGGAUGGCCGAGUAAGAAAUAUUAGCACGUUACACGCCGAGGCAAAAAGACAAUUUGAGCAAGCGGGUCGUCAUCUCAUUGUAGAAACCAUUAAAUUAGGACAAAAGCUAAGGCCAAAGGCACUAUGGGGUUUUUAUGGAUUUCCAGAUUGUCAUGGAAACUGCACCGAGCUGAACAAGAAAUGGAACAACCGAUUAACUUGGUUAUACAACAGCACUAAUGCAUUGUUUCCCUCUAUCUAUCUUAUGGACGACUUCUGGGACAACAAUAAAUACGUCGGAGAAAGAUUAAAAGAAGCAUUUAGGGUUUCCAAGAUUGGAAGAAAACCUGGAUAUGAACUACCAGUGUUUCCUUAUCUCCGACCAGUGUAUCACUUUGGAGCUCGAGAUUUCAAAAUGUUGAACGAGGACGACUUAGAGAAUGCAAUUGGUCAAACGGUGGACCAUGGAUGUGCUGGACUAAUAUUAUGGGGCAACCACUAUGACGAAAGUACUUCACAAGAAAUCUGUCUUAAGUAUAAGAACUACGUCAAUAACAAAUUAGGCCCGUAUAUUUCACUUCUUACUGAAGAACUUGAGACUUGUAGUGCAGGGAAAUGCUAUAGUAAUGGCAGAUGUUAUGAUACAGAUAUACUUGAGGGAGGCAAUUUCACUUCUUGCAAAUCAACAGUGAAAUACGGAAGCGUUUUCAAGAUAAAGAGCAAAACUGCAGAUUUCCAAGAGAAACAAUCACAAACUAUGAGCAAGAAAAAGAACAGCAAAAGUCAACGAACCGCUGACAUAAGACAACAAUCUUCACACUUACUGAUUAAUUUAGGAAUAGGUCAUCAAGACCAACCACAAAGAAAAACACCACUGUUCAUUUAAAUAGAACAAAAUCGAGAGGAAAUAAGGCAAAUGACAAUGUCUACAAACCAAGUAAAACAAAAGGCCUGCUAAAUGGCGAUAGUGAUUGGAAUAAGAAUGAGAUUUUAAACCACAUGAAAAAACACAAGAUUAGGAAGCACCACUUCUCAAGCAAUAAAAGUGAAGUGUUGAAAAACCCGAGCGAGGAUGAUUUUGCAAAGGACUUUCAUAGAAACAGCAAGGGCUUUCAAAAUAUUGCUGUUGAUAAAGGGGCGAAAGAUUUCAACAAAACAAAAUACAAAGAAAAAGAACGUACAUCAUACCAAAAACAGAUAACAAAACGUGGCUACUCAGCCAGUGCCAAUGAAGAGAACGCUGUACGUGUCCCAGGAGUUUAUAUUAUACUAAUCACUGUCACUUUGGGUGGAGCUCUACUGAUGACCAUCAUAUAUGUUGCAAUAUAUUAUAUGGUAAAUGUCAGAGGUAGAUCACAUGACUUUGAGUAUGGAUCUGGAGAUGAGGACCCUUUCUCCUUAGAACAGAACAGUCCAUGGUGGAAUGAUGACAAUCCCAAUGAGAAAUUGUUAAAACGUAACAAAUAAUUUAAAGACUUUGCAGGAAACAAUAAGAAUUGUUUAUUUAUGUUAAUAUUUGUACAAAAGGGGGCACCUUAAUUAAUUCUCGUGUAUAUUUGCCUAUUGUGUAGAAAAUUGGCCUAAUAAUAUCCUUGUGUGAACUCCUAACUCAUAGCUCCUUCUGCACAUAGAAAAUUUUUAUAAUAAAUUUUAUGUCACAAGUCAAGAUACUCAUUCCCAUGCUAGGGCAACUUAUUGUCAAUAAUUCUCACAAAAUAAAAUCAAACUAAUUUUAAAUACAUAUAGAUUAAUGUUUGAAUAAAAUCUUGAUUGUCAGUAGCCGCACAAA